AUGAAACUUAAACGAGACAGAGAAAUUUUACCACCACUACAUGCAAAUUCCAUUGAUAUUCAUCCGAAUGCAACAUGGUCAAAGAAUGGCAUCACUGUUGCUGGAGGAAAUGGACAGGGCAGUAGAAUCAAUCAACUUUCUAACCCAUUGGGUUUAUACGUCGACGACGAUCAAACGAUUUAUGUCGCUGAUCAGUGUAAUCACCGUAUUGUGGAAUGGAAAAUUGGUGCACCGAAUGGAAAAUUGGUUGCUGAUGGAAAUGGAGCUCAUCAAUUAAAAUUUCCACGAGAUGUGAUUAUUGACAAAGACAGCGAUAGUCUCAUCAUCAGCGAUGGGUGGAAUAACAGAGUAGUUCGAUGGCCUCGUCGAAAUGGUACUCCUGGAGAAACAAUUAUUUCGAAUAUCUCUUGCUGGGGUUUGACAAUGGACGACAAUGGUUAUCUCUAUGUCGUUGACUAUGAAAAACAUGAAGUCAGACGAUAUAAAACUGGUGACACUCAAGGCACUGUGGUUGCAGGUGGCAAUGGAAAAGGAAACUGUCUUGAUCAACUCUCUAAACCCCGCUACGUAUUUGUCGAUCGAGAACAUUCAGUUUAUGUGUCUGAUUAUGGAAAUAAUCGUGUUAUGAAAUGGGAUGAAGGUGCAAAACAAGGCAUUGUCGUAGCCGGUGGUCAAGGACAAGGAAAUAGUCGCACACAAUUGAAUCGUCCUAAUGGAGUCGUUGUCGAUCAAUUGGGUACUGUCUAUGUGGCUGAGGAACAGAAUCAUCGAAUCAUGCGUUGGCCUAAAGGAGCCACACACGGAAAUGUCAUUAUUGAUGGAAACGGUUACGGAGUACAAUCGAAUCAACUCAAUCAACCCGUACGUUUAUCAUUCGAUCGAUAUGGCAAUCUCUAUGUCGUCGAUUGGAGAAAUCAUCGAGUACAAAAAUUUAAUAUCGCAUAA
This is a messenger RNA of Rotaria sp. Silwood2, 945 nucleotides long. The record is from the annotation of a GenBank genome assembly. NCBI's taxonomy places the organism in Eukaryota, Metazoa, Rotifera, Eurotatoria, Philodinida, Philodinidae.